UUGAUUUACAAUACAUGAUCUUAAUUUAUAUAAUAAAAUUUAUACUUGUAUAAAAAAUAAUUACUUAUAUGCCAAUAAUAAUUUAAAUAUUAUGUAUUAUUAAUCUAGAUUGGAUCACAUUGAGCAAUUCAAAAUUAGUUAAGAGAGUUUAUACUAAAGAUAUCAAAUUAGUUUUGAAUUAAUUUAAAAUAAAAUUUUAUACUUAGAGAAAAUCAUGGGAACAAGUUACAGACAAUGUAUUAGUGAUAUUAAAAAAUCGUUAUUAUUAAAUAAUAAUUUACAUGGAUUUGAAUCUGAAAAACAAGAGCUGUUACAAGUUGUAAAGAAAACUACUGAAUUUGGUGAAAGUGAUUCCAUCAUCAUUUUAGGACAAAAAGGAUGUGGAAAAUCAAUUUUAGUUAAAUCUGUUUUGAAACUACUUUUACCGUCGUCUCAUACACUGGUUAAUUUAGAUGGUUUAAUUCAUACUGAUGAUAACUUAGCUUUAAAAAGUAUUAUACAACAGUUACAGAUGGAAAAUUUAGAUGGAGCUUGUGUUGAAGGAUCAUUUGCUGAUAAUAUAAUAUUUUUACUUGAGAGUUUCCAAGCAGGGGACAGAAGUGGGUCAAAAUCAAUAAUUAUGGUCUUGGAUAGAUUUGAUUUAUUUUGUACUCAUACUAAUCAAACUUUAUUGUAUAAUCUAUUUGAUGCAGUUCAAUCCCAACAAAACCCUAUAUGUAUUAUUGGUAUGACAUCUCGUAUCGAUGUUACAGAAUUAUUAGAAAAACGUGUAAAAUCUCGGUUUUCUCACAAUUUAAUAAUGCUUAAACCACCAGCAGAUUAUAAUAAAAUUUUAGACAGGAUGAAAUGUUUAUUAAAAAUAGAAAGAAAAUACAAAAUAAAGCAAGAUAUUUGUGAUAAUUGGAAUAAUAGUAUUGAAGAAUUGGUAUCUGAUAUCAAAAUUAAAAAUAUGGCAAAAGAUUUACUAAAACUUAGCAACAGUAGUAUAAAACUCAAUACAAUCAUUUUUAUGGCACUUUCAAAUCUUAAUCUUGAAUCAAAUAACAAUAUAUUAACUGCUGUUGAUAUAGUUGAUAGUUAUUGUACCCUGUUCAAAAAAGAUAUUAUACUUAUAAAUUUAUUAGGUCUAUCUGUAUUAGAAUUUUGUUUAAUGAUUGCAAUAUGUCAUCAUUCAGAAAUAUAUGACAAAGAGCCUUUUAACUUUGAGAUGAUAUAUUCUCGAUAUUGUAAGUUUGCCUCUCGUAAUUCUACAUUAUUAUUAACCAAACGACAGGUUGUAAUGAAAGCUUUUGAAAGAAUUGCUACGAUACAACUUAUUAUUCCUGUUGUAAUUGUUGAAAAUAAAAAUGUUUUGAAAGAAUAUAGACUUUAUAAAUGUUCUCUUAAUUUGGAUAAAAUUAGAACAGCUUCUAACAAUUACUAUAGACUACCUCCAGUAAUAUUACAGUGGAUAGACAGUAACAUUAUUUAGAUAAAAUUUCCAUUUUCAAUACAAUCUUAUGAACACAUAUAUUUUAUAUUCAAAAUAUUAUAAUUUAAUCCAAUGUAUUAUAUAUGAAAUAUAUUAUUACUAAUAAAUCACUGUCUUAGUAUAUUGUACCAAUU
Daktulosphaira vitifoliae (grape phylloxera) is the source of this 1605-nucleotide messenger RNA. It is a transcript of the gene Orc4, whose product is annotated as origin recognition complex subunit 4. Gene Ontology annotation, biological process: DNA replication initiation; DNA replication. The record is from RefSeq and is a predicted model, not a curated record. The transcript has 8 exons. The coding region runs from base 215 to 1471 and encodes 418 amino acids. NCBI's taxonomy places the organism in Eukaryota, Metazoa, Arthropoda, Insecta, Hemiptera, Phylloxeridae. Gene Ontology annotation, cellular component: nuclear origin of replication recognition complex; nucleus. Gene Ontology annotation, molecular function: DNA replication origin binding; ATP hydrolysis activity; ATP binding.